GGUGUGUGGGGUGUGUGAGUGCUGGUACCUCGGGUGCUCCCCGGUUCACCGGCGAUACCCACGUGCUCGCGCGGCUGUGGGGGCUCGCUCCUAGCGCGGCUGCCGCGCUGCGGGGAGUUGGGACGGGACGGGACGGGACGGGACAGGACAGGCUCUGCCCCGCGCCUCUCCCCUCCGCCCGAGGAGCGCGCCGGGGGGGUCUCCCCUUCAGCCGUCCCGAACGGUGGAAGUACCGCUGGCUCCGGCUUGCCCGGUUUCUGAUCCAGCUCAGUAGUUGGGAAACUUCAGCACCUCUAUGUGACGGGCGAUCUGAAAGCCUGCUGUUUCUUUCUGCAUGGGAAGUUUUCAGUAGCGGGAAUGUCCUGAGUAGAGAUGGGAGAUAAAGUGUGAAGUAACUUGCAGAAUUGGCUUUGAGUAAGGGAGCGUCUAAAAUGCAAGUUUGUGCCUCAGUGAGGGCACUGGGGAGUUGGAGACUUAAACGUUGGUUACGUUAAAGCUUAAAAACACUGGAUUGUGAGAAUUACUUGGAAAGUGCUAGGACAUUAUUUUGAAAAUAAAUGCUUAACAAUGUCUUUUGAUUGCAAGACAGCUGAAAUGUUUUGAGAGCUGCUUCUCCUUUCCUAACCAUGAACAGUUCAAAAUCGCUAGGGCUGGCUGGAUUUGGAAUCUUGAAAAACACAACCUGCCAUACAGAGAAGAAGAUUUCAGUUUUCUUUUCAAUCAUCUUCAUGACAGUGGGAAUUCUGUCCAACAGUCUUGCAAUAGCAAUUCUCCUGAAGGCAUAUCAGAGAUUUAGACAGAAAUCCAAAGCCUCCUUUUUGCUUCUCGCUAGCGGCUUGGUCGUCACAGAUCUCUUUGGCCACCUCAUCAACGGAGCCAUUGCAGUGUUUGUGUAUGCAUCGGAUAAAGACUGGAUUCGAUUUAAUCAGUCCAACAUUCUUUGCAGUGUUUUUGGCAUCUGCAUGGUUUUCUUUGGUUUGUGCCCACUUUUCCUGGGCAGUGUGAUGGCUGUUGAAAGGUGCAUUGGAGUCACUAAGCCAAUAUUUCACUCUACAAAAAUGACUUCUAAACAUGUGAAAAUGAUGUUGACUAUGGUAUGUCUGUUUGCUGUUCUUAUAGCUUUGCUGCCUGUUCUUAGGUUUAGAGCCUAUCAAAUUCAAGCAUCGAGGACCUGGUGCUUCUAUAAAACAGAACAUGUUGAGGACUGGGAAGACAGAUUUUAUCUCUUACUUUUUUCUUGCCUUGGGUUACUGGCCCUUGCUGUUUCAUUCUUGUGCAAUGCAGUCACAGGAAUUACUCUCUUAAGAGUCAAAUUUAAAAGUCAACAAAGACAAGGCAGAUCUCAUCAUUUUGAAAUGAUCAUUCAGCUCUUGGCUAUAAUGUGUGUUUCUUGCAUUUGCUGGAGUCCAUUCCUGGUAACAAUGGCCAAAAUUGGAAUAAAUGAGAGUCGUUCAAAGGAGACCUGUGAAACAAUACUUUUUGCUCUUCGAAUGGCAACGUGGAAUCAGAUUUUAGAUCCCUGGGUGUACAUUCUUCUCCGGAAAGCUGUGCUUAAAAACCUGUACAAGAUUGCAAGGGGAUGUUGUGGUGUGCACAUCAUAAAUUUACACAUGUGGGAACUCAGCUCCAUCAAGAAUUCUUUGAAGGUUGCAGCAAUAUCUGACUCACCAGUAAGUUCCAAACAAAUAAACCUACAGCCGCUCAGCAAUACAGGGCAUUAAACACAAUGUAUGGAGAGAUGAUGGAGGCAGCUCUCAUGCAUGGGCAACACGUUAAAAUUAAGUCCAAAGCUCAGUGGUUUCGCACUUGUUUAAAUCUUGAGCAGUUUGCUCUUGCUGCUAACCGGUUUGAUAUUGCUACUCCGAAAGAGGCACUUGAAUGUUUUAAUUCCCUUUAGAAUACAUCCUAUCCAAAACUGGUAGUAGAGUGAUGAAUCGUCCUGUAUUCCUCUUUUCCAGGUAUUAAAGUGAACAGGGCUCCUUAUAACACUCCGCUACCAAAUCCUUUACCUUAGCAGACUUCUUAAGAGCACAUGCAACUGUGAAAGUCAUCUCCAAGGUCAUUUUUAAAAGGGAUAGAUUUUAUCUACCAGUGAUACCCUCAGAUAUUUUGCAGAGUAACUGCUUCCUUGGGUGAACUCCAGCAUCCUUUCCCUAAGGGUAUUCUUUGCUUUUAGGCAUUGAAUUUCCAGUUAGAUAUAUAAAAGGCAUUUUGUUUGUGCCCAACUUAUUAAAUGAUCAAAUUUGCGUGGUUCAUUGACUUGACCUCUUAAUUAGUUACUGUUCUAUGAAUUUUUGGGAGAGCUGCAGACUUCAUCAGCUUAAGCAUUCCUUUCAAAUCACUGACAAACCAUGAAGUUCCUUGUCGGAACACAGCAGAUCAGCUCAGCUUGCUUACAGUUACAUUUUCUGAUCUAUUGGUGAGUUUUUAGUCCUUUCAACAAAUUUUGUUGAAACUAACAGGCAUAAAGCUGUGGUUAAUCUGUAAAAAAUGUAGUUGUUUCAUUUUUUUCAACUCCCAAACUGAAGGCAGUGUUCCCGUAAGGCAUAUACUGUGUUGCUCAUGAGGUGUAUGUGCUUCAUUUGUAAAAGGUCACACGUGUCUCAUGAAAAAUGAGUGUGACCAAAUGAGCAUCUCUGCAGGGAACUGCACUGGGGGCGUGUUGUUUUGUUGUUUGUUGGUUUUUUUUUGUGAAAACAAAUGGCAUGCUUAGUUUUUCAGGCUCUGUGUCUGAAUUGCUAAGGGUAUUCAGUGUAUUUGAAGGGAUCAGAAAGUUUCCAGGACUUUGCACAGGAGGACCUUCACCUUUAAUGCUGCUAAAAGGAGCUUU
Molecule: messenger RNA, 2830 nt
Organism: Pezoporus occidentalis (night parrot)
Lineage: Eukaryota; Metazoa; Chordata; Aves; Psittaciformes; Psittacidae
Gene: PTGFR
Product: prostaglandin F receptor
Exons: 3
Coding region: 627-1721 (364 amino acids)
Biological process (GO): inflammatory response; adenylate cyclase-activating G protein-coupled receptor signaling pathway; positive regulation of cytosolic calcium ion concentration
Cellular component (GO): plasma membrane
Molecular function (GO): prostaglandin F receptor activity
Source: RefSeq, a predicted model, not a curated record